AUGAACACAAUCGUCCUCGGUACCCCUCGCGGAAACGUUACUAAACGCUUCAGGCACGUACACCCCUUUUGCCCGCCUCUUAGAGCCCCUACUGACGCCCCCAGGCCACCCCUCGGCGAAUCCGCUACUGCUGGCAAUCGAGGCCGCAAGCGAGCCCAACAGCUACCUACUACUGCUCAUAGACGCGUUAGAAAGCCCUCAAAAAGAGCCCGAACGGAUUCACAGCCAUCGUCCUCCCCUACAUACUACUCGACCAGCCGCUCAGUCAACACUACCUACCCUAUCAGCUCAGUAAUCCACUCAAUUAGAUCGUCAGCCAAGGAGGAGCAAGAGGAGGAAAUACAACAGGCAAAUGCGGAGAACACUGCGGAGAAACCAAGCGGCAAUAAGGCCCCCAGCACCAAGAACACGGCUCAGCUCUCCAAGAUCCCACGUUAUAUGCUCUCCACGGUUCCACAUCAAAUCAUCACUCAGCAAGCGGAGAACACCACUGCAACUUGGCCUGUCAUCCCCACUGCAUUGAUAUGGUAUAUCAAUGCAAUCACGUCACAAGAGGAGGAUCUACUGCGACGAUCACAGUCAAUUAAGCCUCUGCAGGAGGAACAUCGCAAGAGGAGGAACUACAACAGGCAAAUGCGGAAAGGAGAACACUGCGGAGAAACCAAGCGGCAAUAA
Messenger RNA from Letharia columbiana, 675 nucleotides. RefSeq lists its product as uncharacterized. The transcript has 2 exons. Lineage: Eukaryota; Fungi; Ascomycota; Lecanoromycetes; Lecanorales; Parmeliaceae. The coding region runs from base 1 to 675 and encodes 224 amino acids. The record is from RefSeq and is a predicted model, not a curated record.